Molecule: messenger RNA, 3977 nt
Organism: Myotis daubentonii (Daubenton's bat)
Lineage: Eukaryota; Metazoa; Chordata; Mammalia; Chiroptera; Vespertilionidae
Gene: DNM1L
Product: dynamin 1L
Biological process (GO): mitochondrial fission; peroxisome fission; mitochondrial fragmentation involved in apoptotic process
Cellular component (GO): mitochondrion; cytoplasm; membrane
Molecular function (GO): microtubule binding; GTP binding; GTPase activity
Source: RefSeq, a predicted model, not a curated record
AGAGGGCGGAGGAGAGGAGGAAGGAGGCGGAAUCUGGGCCCCGGCCCCAUUCAUUGCCGCGGCCCGCCGGGCGGGGGUCCCGUGUUCUCGGAGUCAUGGAGGCGCUAAUUCCUGUGAUCAACAAGCUCCAGGAUGUCUUCAAUACCGUGGGUGCCGACAUCAUCCAGUUGCCUCAGAUAGUCGUGGUGGGGACGCAGAGCAGUGGAAAGAGCUCAGUGCUAGAGAGCCUAGUGGGGAGGGACCUGCUUCCCAGAGGCACUGGUAUUGUCACCCGGAGACCUCUCAUUCUGCAGCUAGUCCAUGUUUCACCUGAAGAUCAGCGAAAAACAUCAGGAGAAGAAAAUGACCCUGCUACAUGGAAAAACUCAAGACACCUUUCUAAAGGAGUUGAAGCAGAGGAGUGGGGUAAAUUUCUUCACACCAAAAAUAAGCUUUACACAGAUUUUGAUGAAAUUCGACAAGAAAUUGAGAAUGAAACAGAGAGAAUUUCAGGAAAUAAUAAGGGAGUAAGCCCUGAACCAAUUCAUCUUAAGAUUUUUUCACCCAACGUUGUCAAUCUGACACUUGUGGAUUUGCCAGGAAUGACCAAGGUGCCUGUAGGUGAUCAACCUAAAGAUAUUGAGCUUCAAAUCAGAGAGCUCAUUCUUCGAUUCAUCAGUAAUCCAAAUUCCAUUAUCCUCGCUGUCACUGCUGCUAAUACAGAUAUGGCAACAUCAGAGGCACUUAAAAUUUCAAGAGAGGUAGAUCCAGAUGGUCGCAGAACUCUAGCUGUAAUCACUAAACUUGAUCUCAUGGAUGCGGGUACUGAUGCCAUGGAUGUAUUAAUGGGAAGGGUUAUACCAGUCAAACUUGGAAUAAUUGGAGUAGUGAACAGGAGUCAACUAGAUAUUAACAAUAAGAAGAGUGUAACCGAUUCAAUCCGUGAUGAAUAUGCCUUCCUUCAAAAGAAGUAUCCAUCUCUGGCUAACAGGAAUGGAACAAAGUAUCUUGCUAGGACCUUAAACAGGUUACUAAUGCAUCACAUCAGAGAUUGCUUACCAGAGUUGAAGACAAGAAUAAAUGUUUUAGCUGCUCAGUAUCAGUCUCUUCUAAAUAGCUAUGGUGAACCUGUAGAUGAUAAAAGUGCUACUUUACUCCAGCUUAUUACCAAAUUUGCCACAGAAUAUUGUAAUACUAUUGAAGGAACUGCAAAAUAUAUUGAAACUUCAGAACUAUGCGGUGGUGCUAGAAUCUGUUACAUUUUCCAUGAGACUUUUGGGAGAACCUUAGAAUCUGUUGACCCACUAGGUGGCCUUAACACUAUUGACAUAUUGACUGCCAUUAGAAAUGCUACUGGCCCCCGUCCAGCUUUGUUUGUGCCUGAAGUUUCAUUUGAGUUGCUGGUCAAGCGGCAGAUCAAACGCCUGGAAGAGCCGAGCCUCCGCUGUGUGGAGCUGGUUCAUGAGGAAAUGCAGAGGAUCAUUCAGCAUUGCAGCAAUUACAGUACCCAGGAGCUGUUGCGGUUUCCUAAACUUCAUGAUGCCAUAGUUGAAGUAGUGACUUGUCUUCUUCGUAAACGGUUGCCAGUCACAAAUGAAAUGGUCCAUAACUUAGUGGCAAUUGAAUUGGCUUAUAUCAACACAAAACAUCCAGAUUUUGCUGAUGCUUGUGGGCUAAUGAACAAUAAUAUAGAGGAACAAAGGAGAAACAGACUAGCAAGAGAAUUGCCUUCAGCUGUAUCACGAGAUAAGUCUUCUAAAGUUCCAAGUGCUUUGGCACCUGCCUCCCAGGAGCCCUCCCCUGCUGCUUCUGCUGAGGCUGAUGGCAAGUUAAUUCAGGACAGCAGAAGAGAAACUAAAAAUGUUUUAUCUGGAGGCGGUGGGGUUGGAGAUGCUGUUCAAGAACCAACAACAGGCAACUGGAGAGGAAUGCUGAAAACUUCAAAAGCUGAAGAGUUAUUAGCUGAAGAAAAAUCAAAACCAAUUCCAAUUAUGCCAGCUAGUCCACAGAAAGGCCAUGCUGUGAAUCUGUUGGAUGUGCCGGUUCCUGUUGCACGCAAACUAUCUGCCCGUGAGCAGCGAGAUUGUGAAGUUAUUGAACGACUCAUCAAAUCUUACUUUCUUAUUGUCAGAAAGAAUAUUCAAGACAGUGUGCCAAAGGCAGUAAUGCAUUUUUUGGUUAAUCAUGUGAAAGAUACUCUUCAGAGUGAGUUAGUAGGACAGCUGUAUAAAUCAUCCUUAUUGGAUGAUCUUCUGACUGAAUCUGAGGACAUGGCACAACGUAGGAAAGAAGCAGCUGAUAUGCUAAAGGCAUUACAAGGAGCAGGUCAAAUUAUUGCUGAAAUCAGAGAGACUCAUCUUUGGUGAAGAGAACUACGUAAGACUGAGACUUUGUUGACUCGAAAGUUACUGCCUACUUGAGUAGAUUUUUAUUUAUAAACUCCUAUGUAUUGCAAUGGUAUGAACUGCUCAUGUGAAGACUGGCUAUACACUGAAAACUGUACUCUGUAUUACAGAAUGAAAUCACACAAUCCAAAUAAAUGGCUGUUUCUAAAGUUUCCCAGUAUAUAUAAAAUACAUCAACUCUUUCUUGUGAUAGUUUCAUUUGAACUUAAAAAGAAAUGGUAAUGUUCUCAUUGUACAAGCAGCUUACCCGUGUAAUCUGUUAGUAGUCUUAACGCUGCUACCACAGUCCUUCAAGAAGAACGCACCAAGACAUUUCAUACGACUGUACUGCAUGCAUUAUAUAAGCUGAUCUGGCUUUGAAAGAUGCGGGUUGACAAGUUACUCAUAGUCACUGUAUUCCACCUGUCCUUAUUAGUUCUAUCUCUGCAACCUUUGAUGUGUUAGUCAGAAGGGUGGAUGUACAGAGGAUCUCUAACAAUGACAAUGAUGCAGUGUGCAUAAUGGGUAGCCACAGAGCCCUUCCAUUUCUUGGUCCACAUUGCCCUAGUGCAUUAAAAUAUCUGAUUCUUACCCAAACCUAGAAGCACGUACUACAUUUUCCUGUAUUAAAAACAACCACCUACACUUGAUUUUAUAGUAAGACUUAGAGGCACUAAAAAAAUUCAGAUAUAUCUUAAAAUUGCGGCACUUAACACCAUGCUCUUACUUGGAGGGGGGACAUAAAACCAAAUUCUGUACUAGAUCAGUAAGUAUUAGAUGAUAAUGGUUACUUUUGCUUCACACCAGCAAAAUUAGCAUAGAGGUGUGACAAUACUGGUGGAGCCUUAUUUAAAAAAAACAAAAAACCAUGCUGACACACUCCUAAUGGCUUAUAGACAACUAAUUUGCAUUCAGGAGUGAGGUUUAGAACAUACAUUUUAUUAAAAUUCCUCAGGUGAUUUUUGAUAUGAAUUACAUUAUAAAUGUUAAGAUAAUGGUCAAAAUUCUUAAGGCAUCUAGCAGAUAUUAAAAUUUCUUUUUAAGUUAAAAUAUUUAUGAAGGACUAUUGACAAUAUAAAUAUAUCUGUUAACUUUAGGUACCCAUUUACUAAGAAACAACAGGCUCACCAACUUAUCUCAAACAUAAAAAAACCCAGAUUCAGAUCUUGAUAGAAUACAUCAUAUCAAAAUGUUUGUUAGUGCACUUUAAAAUCACUCUGCCAUCUUUAAACAUUAGCUUUGAAUUAUACCCAUCCAUGUUUACUUACUUUAGACAGAUUAGAUAACUACUGUUUUAGCCUUUUGAAUUUAUAAGGGGGGAAAAAACCCUUCUAACGCAUCUUUCUCCAGUAUAUCAAACAGAUUUCCAAUUAAAAAAUGUUCCCUUUAAAGACAUGCUAUGGUAAUGCACUUUCUAGUACUACAUACCUUGUACUAGUACAAAGAAAAAUAGGCAAGAGAGGUGUGGCAAGAGAAACCUUUGUUGGCUCUAAACUGGGUGAAGUUCUGAAAUGUGGAGAUGAUCUAUGACAUUUAUAAUGGAUACUUGUAUGUUCUUGCUGUGUAAAUAAAAUUGCUGGUAUGAAAUGACAUUAAAGUUUAUCAAUAAAUGAA